AUGCAACCUCAACCCUCACAAGGUGAGGUUUCCAGUCUCAGGCCCUCCCACCAUCUGAACUACCUGAAACUGUCACAGCUCCCAUUGUCCCCAGGAGCUCAAAUAAGGGUAUGGAACCAGCAAUCUCACCCCCACCAGGUUGAGGGUUUCCAGUUCCCAGUCCCUCCACCAUCUGAAACUCCCUUCAAACAAAUAAGGGUUAUGGAAGGAACCAUCAAACCUUCACCCCCACCAGUACCCAGUUCCUCACCACCAUCUGAACUCCCUCAGAAACAAAUAAGGGUACCGGAACAAGUAAACCAUCCACCCCCACCAGUUCCUCCCCACCAUCUGAACUCCCUCAAACAGUCCACAGUUCCCAUUGUCCCACCAGGAGCUCCAAAUAAGGGAGACUUCAAAAAUAAGGUUAAUGGAACCAGCAACCUCACACCCCCAACCAGUCCACAGUUCCGCCCAUUGUCCCCCAUGGAGCUCACAAAUAAGGGUAUGGAACCAGCAACCCUACACCCCCAACCAGGUGAUGUUUUUCCAGUCCCCAGUUCCUCCCACCAGCUGAAACUCCCUUCAAAACACAGUCCCAGUUCCCAUUGUCCCCAGCCAGGAGCUCAAAUAAAGGGUAUGGAAACCAGGCAAAACCUCAACCCCCACCAGGAGCUCAAAAUCAAAGGGUAUGGAAAACCCAGCAACCUCACCAAACCCCCACCACCAGGUGAGGUUUCCCAGUCCCAGUCCCUCACACCCCCAAUCUGGAAACUCCCUCAAAACAGUCCACAAGUUCCGCCCAGUGGGUCCCAAGGAGUUCACAAAAUUAAGGGAAAUGGAACCAGCAAACCUCACCCCCCUACCAGGUGGGGUUUUCCAGGUUUCCAGUCCCCAGUUCCUCCCCACCCAUCUGAACUCCCGCAAACAGUCAACAGUUCCCAUUGUUUCCCAGGAGCUCAAAAUAAGGGUAUAGGGAAACCAGCAACUCCUCACCUCCCCCAACCAGGUGAGGUUUUCCAGUCCCUAGUCCCUUCCCAGCACCAUAUGAACCUCCCUAAACCCCAAACGUCACAGUUCCCAUUGUACCCCAUGGAGGUCAUUCAAAUAAGGGUUAUGGAACCAGCAACCUCACCCCCACCAGGUGAGGUUUCCAGUCCCAGUCCCUCCCACCAUCUGAACUCCCUCAAACAGUCACAGUUCCCAUUGUCCCCAGGAGCUCAAAAUACAAGGGUAAUGGAAACACCAGCAACCUCACCUCCACCAGGUGAGGUUUUCCCAGUUCCCAGUCCCCUCACCCACCAUCUUGAACCUCCCUCAAACAGUCACAGUUCCCAUUGUCCCCCAGGAGCUCAAAAUAAGGGUAUGGAACCAGCAACCUCACCCCCACCAAGGGUAGGAGGUUCCACCAGUCCAACGUCCCCGUCCCACCAUAUCCUGAACUCCCUUCAAACAGUCACAGUUUCCCAUUGUUCCCCCAGUCCGCCCGAGGAGCUCAAAUAA
This is a messenger RNA of Macrobrachium nipponense, 1482 nucleotides long. RefSeq lists its product as uncharacterized. The record is from RefSeq and is a predicted model, not a curated record. The transcript is spliced from 8 exons. The coding region runs from base 1 to 1482 and encodes 493 amino acids. NCBI's taxonomy places the organism in Eukaryota, Metazoa, Arthropoda, Malacostraca, Decapoda, Palaemonidae.